AUGGAUAGGACCAAAGAAUUUCACAAGUAUUUACAAGGAGCAACUGUAUCAAUAACAGCGAGUCCCACUAAGAGUAGAAGGUUAAACCCUCCUUCGCGUCAAAUGCAAGACUUUUAUAAUCAUUCAAAAGAAGUCAACAUGAGACUUGAAGAAGCAAUCAAAUUCGUGAACGAACUUGAUGGUUUAGUCAAUACUGAUAACAUAUUAAACGAAAAUGAUCCAAAAAUUCAAAGACUUAUUAACACUUUAGGAGAAGAAUUCAAAUACAUCCAAACGCAAAUAGAUGCUCUCGAAAGUACUCCGUCAACUAACGGACAAGCUAAAGCUGUUGCUGUUACACUAAGAAGGCAGCUUAAAAACACAAUGAAUAUCUUUAAACAAUCAGUAAAUAAAACUACAGAAAGAGUAAAAGCGACUGCAGAGCGAAGAAAACAGAAUGGAUAUGUAAGAUCAGCAUCUGCGCAGUACACAACAUCAUAUAAUGUUGAUGAUGAAAUAGAAAUUCCAAUUAAUCAGAUGCAACAAGUAGAAAUGGAACAUUUAAACGAAAGAGCCUCAUUAGUACGUGGUGUCGAACAGCAAACUAGCGCGAUUUUACAGAUGUUUAAUGAUUUAUCUCAAAUUAUCGCAGAUAGUAACUAUAAUAUUGUAAGAAUUGACGAGAAUACGAUGGAAGCAUUGAAUAAUAUGAAAGAAGGUCAGUCCCAAAUGGAAAAAUACGCAGAAAAAGUGAAAAAUAACAAAUGGUUUAUUUUGAAGAUAUUUGCAGUAUUAUUUGUAUUUGCUCUCAUCUUUAUUUUGAUUGUAUAA
This is a messenger RNA of Trichomonas vaginalis G3, 810 nucleotides long. Its product is annotated as vesicle docking. Gene Ontology annotation, molecular function: SNARE binding; SNAP receptor activity. NCBI's taxonomy places the organism in Eukaryota, Parabasalia, Trichomonadida, Trichomonadidae. The coding region runs from base 1 to 810 and encodes 269 amino acids. Gene Ontology annotation, biological process: vesicle fusion; vesicle-mediated transport; intracellular protein transport. The transcript has a single exon. The record is from RefSeq and is a predicted model, not a curated record. Gene Ontology annotation, cellular component: endomembrane system; membrane; SNARE complex.